AUGGCGGGAGACGCCGCACCGGCAAGGGUAAAGGGGGCAAGGGUGCUGGAGGAGCUAGCGGGGGCAGUGGAGGUGGCGGUGGAGGCGGUGGAGGGGGUGGGGGUGGUGGUGGGAGUGGUGGCGGGGGUGGGGGCGUCGGUGGCGGCAGUGGAGGCGGAGGAGGUGGCGGCGGUGGUGGAGGGAGCGGAGGAGGCGGAGGUGGCGGCGGCGGUGGAGGUGGUGGCCGCAGCAGUGGGACUGGUCGAGGCGGCUCUGCGCAGAGGGGCGGCUCCGGUGGUGCGGGGUUGGGGUGCUGGUCCCUGUACCUUCGUCCUGCAUACCGGCGACCGUACGGGUGAGCAGUGCGGGGGCCCGCACCCCACCUUGCGCUGCUUCGGCCGCCUGACGGACGCCUGGCAUCUCCAGUUCCCUGACGCCACUGAGAUCCCUCGCCGGGGAGAGCUGCAGAGGUCGGGGGUUGCUAUCUUUGAUCUUGAUUAUGAUGCUAUUCUUGCUGCCAUGUAUGCUGUGUCUGCUAGUGAUGAGGGUGACUGUUACCUGUGUGUUCCGCCUGACCCGAGCAUUGGGACUGCUGCUCUAGGUGCUGGUGAGGCUGCUGCUCUAGGUGCUGGUGAGGCUGCUACUCUAGGUUCUAGUGAGUCUGCUGCCCCAGGUGCUGGUGAGUCUGCUCUCUCAGGUACCACGUCGUCUCAGGCCUCGCACACCUUCACCCUUGACUCGGGUGCUUCCCGCUCCUUCUUUCGAGACCGCACCACACUCACGCCGCUUAGUCGGCCAGUUGCGGUCUCCCUGGCAGACCCCUCUGGGGGUCCUGUCCUUGCCCACUUCUCCACUGUCUUACCGUGUCCGGCGGCCCCUUCUGGCACCCUGUCAGGUCUCUACCUCCCCUCGUUCUCUACGAACUUGGUGAGUGGUGCUGACCUACAGGAUGGGGGGGUUGACCAGUUCACUCCUGCGAGUCAGCGAGUGACCCACUGCACGUGUGCUCGGACGGGCCGACACUUCGCCACGUAG
Messenger RNA from Closterium sp. NIES-65, 1014 nucleotides. The record is from the annotation of a GenBank genome assembly. NCBI's taxonomy places the organism in Eukaryota, Viridiplantae, Streptophyta, Zygnematophyceae, Desmidiales, Closteriaceae.